This is a messenger RNA of Hipposideros armiger (great roundleaf bat), 719 nucleotides long. It is a transcript of the gene HAPLN3, whose product is annotated as hyaluronan and proteoglycan link protein 3. Gene Ontology annotation, cellular component: perineuronal net; synapse. The record is from RefSeq and is a predicted model, not a curated record. The coding region runs from base 63 to 719 and encodes 218 amino acids. Gene Ontology annotation, biological process: glial cell differentiation; positive regulation of neuroblast proliferation; central nervous system development. The transcript is spliced from 4 exons. NCBI's taxonomy places the organism in Eukaryota, Metazoa, Chordata, Mammalia, Chiroptera, Hipposideridae.
UCCCGGCGCAAGUGAGUUUGCCUAGGCCCCAGCCUCGCCCAGGACACCCUGGUGCUGCCAUCAUGCAUGACGCCGUGUGUCUGCUGCUCCUGGUCCUGCUGCUCCCCCUGUCCUGCGUCUCGGGGCUGCCCUUCUACAAUGGCUUUUACUACUCCAGCAGUCCCCAUGACCAGCACCCGGGCAACGGCUAUGGUGAAGGCCUCUUCCACAAAGUGAAGCUGGUGGUAGAGACACCUGAGGAGACCCUGUUCUCCUACGAAGGGGCCAACGUGACCCUGCCAUGCUGGUACUACUACAAGCCGGCCCCGGCCUCCCCCAGGCCCGUGCGUAUCAAAUGGUGGAAGCUGUCAGAGAAUGGGACCCUGGAUCAGGACGUGCUGGUGGCCAUCGGACUAAGGCACCGCUCCUUUGGAGAUUACCGAGGCCGCGUGCACCUGCAGCAGGACGAGGAGCACCAAGUGUCCCUGGAGAUCCAGGACCUGCGGCUGGAGGACUGUGGGCGCUACCGCUGCGAGGUCAUCGAUGGGCUGGAGGACCAGAGCGGCCUGGUGGAACUGGAGCUGCGAGCUCGUAAAUGGCAGAGCAGGGGUUGGACCCCAGGCAGUCAGGCUCCAGAAUCCACUACUCUCUACUCCCCCGUGUUCAUACCGCAUUCCAAGAGAGGAAAGCGGGAACUGGUCACACAGCGAGAGACAGAGCUGGUAUUUGAGCAGGGUUGA